CGAUCUCGGCCGCAUCCUCUCGCUCCACCACCGCCAGAACCUCUCUCUACUGCCGGAGCGCGGCCCGCCUCUUGCCGCUGCAUUGUGCUCGAAUCCCGCGCGUGGCCAGCGGUCCCAAGCGACGUCCUCUGUCGUGCCCACUGCCUUGGUUGUCUGUUCCCACGGUCGGUCGGUCAUACCCCCUCAUCCAGCCAUCGAUACUGCCACGGCUGCACAGCAUCUGCAACGCGCAAUAUUGGCACCAGCGAUAAAACCCAAGCCGCUCCGUACUCCUCGGCUCGGCUGCUGAAGCAUUGUCCUUUUCGGCGGCCCGUUGCUCCGCUCUCGCCAACGCAUCCAUCCUAACGCGCCCCGCUCAGCGUCUCGCAUCCGUCUGCCUAUUCAAGACCCCGUGUGCCCACGCCCUUGACCAUGAUGUCGACAUCCUCCACGGGCCCGUCACAGAGCACUCCAUCCAAACCGGAGCCGAGUCCCGCCGUCUUUACAUCCCCGCCUACCUCGCCGUUGGGACCCUCGCCACGCUCGAGCAAUGCCGAUGUUGCCCAUCUCGCCAGCGCAGCCAAUGUCGCCGGAAAGAGCGUAGUGGACGCAGCGAAAAAGAAUAGCGUCGUGAUCAAGGUCGGGAUGGUGGGAGAUAGCCAGAUUGGCAAGACAAGCUUGAUGGUCAAAUACGUUGAGGGCUCGUUUGAUGAGGACUAUAUCCAGACCCUUGGCGUCAACUUUAUGGAAAAGACCAUCUCGAUCCGAAACACAGAAAUCACCUUCAGCAUCUGGGAUCUUGGCGGGCAGCGUGAAUUCGUCAACAUGCUCCCGCUCGUCUGUAACGAUGCCGUGGCCAUCUUGUUCAUGUUUGAUUUGUCCCGAAAGUCCACCCUCAACAGCAUCAAAGAGUGGUACAGACAAGCCAGAGGAUUCAAUAAGACCGCCAUCCCCUUUCUGAUCGGCACCAAGUAUGACCAGUUUGCGACCUUUCCCAGAGAGGAGCAAGAAGAAAUCACCCAGCAGGCGCGGAGAUUCGCCAAAGCCAUGAAGGCAUCGCUUGUGUUCUGCUCCACGUCACAUUCAAUCAACGUCCAGAAAAUCUUCAAGAUUGUGUUGGCCAAAGCCUUCGAUCUCAAGUGUACGAUUCCAUGUAUCGAGGAGAUGGGUGCGCCUAUUCUGGAGUACUGACAGCAGCGCCUUGCGAUCUUUGGUUCUGGCCCGCGGCUGUAUUGUCCGAGAGGAUGCUGGUGGGUGGGGAGGUGUGAAGAGGCAUCUUGAUCGCCGCCUCAUCUCGCCAUGGCCGCUCUGGGACAGUGUGUUGGGCAAGCUCGGUUGGCAGAAUAGACUCAGUCGACAACACAGCUGCCCGACUGCAUAUCGACAUCCAUCGGAUCGUAU
Molecule: messenger RNA, 1380 nt
Organism: Polychytrium aggregatum
Lineage: Eukaryota; Fungi; Chytridiomycota; Chytridiomycetes; Polychytriales
Product: P-loop containing nucleoside triphosphate hydrolase protein
Exons: 5
Coding region: 412-1170 (252 amino acids)
Biological process (GO): regulation of exit from mitosis
Cellular component (GO): spindle pole body
Molecular function (GO): GTPase activity; GTP binding
Source: RefSeq, a predicted model, not a curated record